GAAGGCAGAUCACCCAAAGCCUCUGAGCUGUACAAGUGGCGAAAGGCGACAUAAUCUCUCCGGUACAAGAUUGUGGCCGAGAUUUGAACGGACAAAACGAGAGGGACCACAAUAAGGCACAAGUGAAAUGGACGCUGCGGUGCGGUGAAGAGAAAGCAAAACAAGCAAGCGCAUGAUGGAGAGCGGCUGUGGCCUCGCACGCGUCAUCCAGCAGCUGCAGGAUGAAAUCAGGAAGCUGGAGACGGAGAACAAGGAGUUGCGCGGGCAACUCAGCCUGCCACUCACCGAGACAUCACCUACCGACUCUGAAAGGAGAGAUGGAACCACAGAGAACCACUCGAACCUCAGACGGAACGUUUCGGCACCGGCGCUGGAGGGCCAGUACAAAGAAAACAUGAUCAUGACCGUCCGGAGGUAUUCCAUAUCCUCAAAUGCAAUUCACGUGCCCUGUAAGAGUGUGAGCUCGCAUAAACCUCGGAGUGACAGCGACUGGGCCAGACUGCGAGGAGGAGCGCGUACGACUUCAGAGGACAGAGGCAAAACAGACGACAAACCAGCAAACCGGCGCACGUUUCAGCAAUGCGUCAACAAAGCCAGAGCCAAAGAGAAGACGGUCACAUUCCUGCUGCCUGUGGAUGACAUCUACACCAACCGGCCCUUUAUGGCAGACCACCUGACUGACACGAGCUCAUGCGAUCUCCAGAUAUCAGAAACAGAUUCGUGAGGCAAACAAAAAAGACAAACGAUAUGGUCUCAUUUAAUCCAGAGGAGCUUUAUCACCCUACACUGCUGCAUUUUUCAGAUCACAGCUACGUUUGAUUUCUACACUUGACCUCCUCCAAACUGAGUCCAGUUACAGGUUCGGUUUCGUGAAUUCAUUCUGCACAUGGCUUCUCUUUGCAUGGACCAAUCAGGUGUCACAAACCAACAAUGACACGUGGCUUCUGCAUAUGACACGAUUUACUUGAACAAAAGUGUACUAUGUAUGGUAUGGAAGCUGUGAUUAUACCUGAUCUGGUGCAGUUACAUAUAGAAUGAAGAGACAUUCAGCACAGAGACUGUAGGCUGCUUCAAAGCAUAAAAAACUACAAAUGAUCACUGGGUUUUUAGCACUGACCAAGUGUACAUUUUAUUAUAUUAUAUUAUAUUAUAUUAUAUUAAAUGCUUCCAUAAGGGGUUGAAUUUUAAGUUACGAGGCUGUGUAUUGCUGUGACACAGUGUGUAACAUCAGGUGUGUAACAUCAGGUGUCAUGUGAACAGUUGAGGUAAAUCAGGUGAAUUCUUGUAAUUCUGUUUACUGUACAGUACAUGCUAGGGUUUACAUAAAUUCUCCAGUUUAAUUUCUCUAAUUUAAGAGAAAUGUUUUAGAAAUUGUGAUCUUUUUAAAGUAUCUGCUCUUCUUUCUGUUUUUACAAUGUAAUCAGAGUUGCCUGUAAACACACAAACUGUAAAUCUAACUGUAUUUGCGACAUUCGUGUACUGUUUUAUUAUGCCUGUAUACCCAAUGUAAGGGAAAACAAUGUUCUACUGCAGACAAAAAUGUUAAAUAAAUAA
Pangasianodon hypophthalmus (striped catfish) is the source of this 1554-nucleotide messenger RNA. Its product is annotated as putative coiled-coil domain-containing protein 195. The record is from RefSeq and is a predicted model, not a curated record. The transcript has 3 exons. Bases 173 to 724 code for a protein of 183 amino acids. Lineage: Eukaryota; Metazoa; Chordata; Actinopteri; Siluriformes; Pangasiidae.